CAGGCCCUUGUCCCUGACGCUUUGGCGGGAGAAGCAAAAAAGUAGGAAGUGAAACUACAGCAGCAAAACUCAGCUGUAGCGUCAUUCAAAUAUAUCAAACGUGUACAAAUUUAACUUGAAAAUAGUGGGAAAUGGAUCCUGAUAUUUGCACCGACGAAGGCUGGACAAAAACGAAGGAGGCUGUCGCGCAUUUUCGAAAACUUCUGCUGUGCUCAAAAUGGUAAACACCCUACAGUUAGCUUGACUUAUGAGCAUGUUCGGCUGCUUGUUAGCUAACUAGUUAGCUUGUUGAUGUCAUUUAUAAUAGUAGUUAGAUCUAAUUUACAUUAUUAUUUUCAUGUCUUUGAUACACUGUCAUUACAGUUCAAAACUGAUGAACGAACCCGUGUGCCUCGGAGUUUGUGAACAUAUGCUUUGCAGGUAAGUGGGUGAGUGGAUAGCCGCGCAUGCGCCGAUGCAGUCCCUUUUGGAGUGGCUCACUUGGUAGAAGCAGAUCGUUGCACUUUACUUGGCUUGUUCUUUUACUAUCUUGAGGUUAUCAAUGGCUUGUGAUUCUUUGUACUAACUACUAGGUCGUGUGCUGGUCCUCAAGCUGGAGUGGGGUGUGUGGUGUGUCACAGUCCUGCCUGGGUGAAAGACAUCCAGAUCAACAGACAGCUCAGCAAUAUCACAGAACUCUUUGGCAACCUAGACUCACUGCUCAAUCCCACUGACUCCGAUUACUCAGGUACGUUAUUAUUAGAAUAUAAUAAAUACUUUAUUGUCCAUUGGUUAGAAUGGAAAUGUGUCUACUGCCUUUCACAACACCCCCAGAUUAUAAUAUUAUAAUGACCGUGACUUUCACUGAACAUGAUCAUUAGGUCUCAGACACACCAAUAGAGUUUGCUGGCCGAGAGUACUUAGAACCUCUGAACAGAGUACCAGCUGUAAUUUGUGAACCGAGUACUUACCGAUUGUUUGUUUUUUUACAUGUAGAAUCGGGUGAAAAUGUCGGCAGUCAGACAUAAAACACAGCGUGCUGAACGAUUGGCAGACAAAUGCUAGAUCCAUAUUCAGUGCGAUGUGCGCGAGCCUUAAGAUAAAGGAUUUACAGACAGCACUGAGCUCUUCCACAACCUAGACUGUUUAUUCCUCUGAGGACAGGCAACAUCUGACUGUGUCACUCAACAUGAUAAUUAUGACUAUGCUUUCACUUUGUUUCCCCUGUAGGUAGGUACAACUUGUAGGAUAUGAAUGAAUGUAUUCCUUGAAAGAAGACGAGUAGGCGGCCAGUACGGUGCAAUAAACUUUAGUGAACUAUUAACAGAAUAUAUUUACAAAAGAAUACAUAUGGGAGCAUUCAGCAUAGUACGUCAGGAUGCAGAACUGCAACGACUUGUGUGUCCUGAUGUAUAGUUACAUAGGUAGGCCUAUAUCCCUUAGCAUUAAGCACGAAUGGCAGUAUUACCAUGUAUUCCCUCUGUGAUCCCCCCCCUCCCAUCAGCCUACCUGUUAAUGACAGUAAUAAUGCAAUGUCAUUAUCUAUGGUGGUGUUUAGCUUGUAGACCUGAGCUCUGACAAACAGGGGUGAUGGUCACGUUGUCGCAGUGGUAGAGGAACACACUGACUGGCAGCUACAUGCCCCUCUGGGUCACCAAAUUAGAUACUAGCUAGCUUGAUAGGCAGAACAGGCUGGGUAUGUGACAAGCAAGGUCGCAACCAAAGGUGAUACUAGUGGAAUACAAAUUGUGCCGUGACAAGGAAAGACAAAAUUAUAGUGCUACCUUACCGCUUGCUUUCACAUAUGCCAUUAUAGUCUUUGUCCUUGGUGAGUCGAUUUGAUGUGUGGUUUCAGUUUGUGUGUCCUAACAGUAUUUUUCUCUUUCCUGUUCUCAUUUCAGAUGCCCUUCCCAUUUCACCACCAGCGCAGUCAGAUAAAUCUGUCUUAAAGCACAAGAAGAACUUCAAGAUCUGGUUUAGUCCCCGCAGCCGUAAGGUGCGCUGCCGAGUAGAGAAGCCUGCGGUAGUGCCUCUACCGGAGGUUGGGAGUGGGACUGUGAAAGCUGCUCCAAGACCUCCUGCGACACUACCUGAGUCUAAAGGCAAAGACCUGUCUGUCUUCAACUUCAACUCCUCCUCCCAAGACUCUGGUUCCUCCUCUCCUCAAAGGGUGACUAACAAUGAAAAGAAGAAGAAAGCGACUAAGAAGACGAGAAAUGGUGGUGGUGGUGGUGUCAGGAAGCCUGCAGCCGGGGGUUGGCAGAAACCAACCACGCAUAAAGAAACCAAGCAGAAUAUCAAGACACAGAGGCUGGAGGCGAUCAACCAGCAGUGGGGCUUUGCUGGAGAGAGGGGAGAUGUCAGAGAGGAAGAAGAGCAGGUCAUUACAGAGGAAGGAGAGCGCAGGUCUAGUAAAAGAGUUUCCUUCCAAAGCCCAGCCACCCUGCCUGCCACUGUGGAGCCCCAGAAGGAGGAUCUCCGUCAGGGGGACACCAUCAUCCUCAGCCCCAGCAGAAGCAUCCUGAAGGUGGUUCAGCCAGGAGAGAACGUCCCACUCUCUGAGGACCAGGACGGUCCAAGCCCACACACCACCCCUUCUCAGCUGGAUAAGCUAUCUGCCAAGCAGCACUCCAAACCAAAGGAAGAAACGACUACAAAGCCUGACCUGCCCUCCCCUCCUAAGCGCACUCCCAAAAGAUCCUGUGUGGAAGAGAAAAACGUCUCACAGAGUACCCCAAAGAAACCCAAGGCAUCUCCCGGCCAGUAUAGACGUCCGGCAGUGGACAGGGUUGCACUCCCAGCCCUGCAUACCCCUCCCUCGCCCUCCCUUGCUGCCAGCCCCAGACAUGGUUGCACCCCCACCAGCACCAGGAGAUCCAGAGGAGGAGAGCAGCAGCGGGGCUGCAGCCCAUGUUCCCCAGCCCCCCUGGGGAAGAGGUCCCCAGGCAGACUGUCACAGAACAGCCCAGCGGUGGUGAAGAGAAACCACAAGGGAGAGACAGCCCUACACCUGGCAGCAAUAAAGGUGAGAUUAACAUGACAUGGGUCACAGGCUCAGGGUCAGUUGUUAGAGACAUGUCAACAUGUAGCAGCUGAUCCCAGACCUGCUGCUAUUAUCAAUCAUUCACAGCGUUGGGACUUUGAUUACCUCGGGAGGAUCCAGGCAGGGAUUACAGCUGUGUUUACAGGGCCUAUGUUAAGCUCUCAGGGCUGGGAAUGGAAUGCUUGUCUGAUCAGCAAAGAGUAGUACUAUGGGGCGUUAGAGAACCACACUGCACAACCAGGUAGAUUUAGAAAGUCUGAUUUUAAGGUAGAUUCACAACAAGGCACCCAGAAGAAAACCUUGGACUACAAUAAAAUACAAGAGUAAUAUAAAACCUGGGGACUAUCUCUCUGAUGGUGUUACUGUCUGCAUCCCAAAUGGCACCCUAUACUUAUGUAAAAGUACUGCACUUUAUAGUGCUUAGGUUGCCAUUUGGGACCCACACUGGUUGUGUGAAGGGCAUGUUCUCAUGUCUCUAGUAACUGACUCUGUACCUGUGAACCUGAUUGAUGAUAGCUGCAGGCCCCAUGAUGCCUGUGUAGGAUCAGCUGCUGUGUUUGGAGAGCAUGUUGACAUAUCUCUAACACCUGACCGUAGACAUGUGGUCUGAUGCAUCUUUUUUCAACCUCACAGAGUAAUUGAUUGAUAAUAGCAGCUGGUCUAAGAUGAGUUUGGAUCAGCCACUGUGUUUGGAUGGCAUGUUCAUACCUUUAACAACUUACAUUAAACCUGUGGCCUGUCUCUCUCACUCUCGCAGGGUGAUGUGAAGACAGUGAAGGAGCUCCUAGACCAGGGGGCUGACCCCAACCUGAAAGACAAUGCUGGAUGGACACCGCUGGUGAGUGAAGCCUUGUCUCCUCAGUCUCUCCCUGUCUAGACGGAUUGGACCCCCUUUGGCACCCCUGACCCCCUUUGGCACCCCUGUUCUACAUGUUGGUAUAGCAUGCCAGUCUUUAACUUUGCCCUGCCGGAUAGAAGAGCUGUUAUACAUAAGCAUACAGUAUUACUAAUCUAUGACUUUUGGCAUUUUGGCAAAUUCUACUUCCCCAGAGUCCGAUGAACUUGUGGAUACCAUUUUUAUGUUUCUGUGUCCAGUAUGAAGGACGUUAGAGGUAGUUUCAUGAGCCAAUGCUAACUAGUGUUACCCAUAGACUUUGUCUUAUUGCGCUAAAUAUUCAAGUGAAAUGCACCUUUUUAUAAUGUCAUCAGUGCUAGUAAUAUAUGUAUUACAUAGUAAUAGGAGACAGUAUGUAAGAGGAAGUUUGCAGUUACUGUAUAAUGUAUGUAAUAACGCUGGUCCUGUGUUGCAGCACGAGGCAUGUAACCUGGGCCACCAGGGUGUAGUGGAGGUCUUGGUGGAGAGGGGAGGGGUGCUGUUGAACACACCAGGCUAUGAGAACGAUUCUCCUCUACACGACGCUGUCAGGAACGGACAUACUGGCAUCGCCAUGCUUCUGCUGCAGCACGGGGCUUCACAGAGCGUCUUGUGAGUAUGAAUGAAUUUAUGUAUUCUUUUUUUACAUUUUAGUCAUUUAGCAGACGCUCUUAUCCAGAGCGACUUACAGUUAGUCCAUACAUUCUUUUUUUAUUUUUCAUACUGGCCCCCCGUGGGAAUCAAACCCACAACCCUGGUGUUGCAAAUGCCAUGCUCUACCAACUGAGCUACAUCCCUGCCGGCCAUUCCCUCCCCUACCCUGGACGACGCUGGGCCAAUUGUGCGCCGUCCCAUGGGUCUCCCGGUCACGGGACUCUUGUGGCCCGUCCCACAUGGCAUUAUACACAUUAAUAUGGUAGAGCGUAUUGUGAGUAUGGCAGACUGCACGCAGUUAUCCACAGUGAAACCCUUAGUCACAUAUGUGACCGGUUACAGGAUCUGAGGCGUUUGCCAUUGCCCCAACUGUAGACCAGGCGUUUUUAGAGCUGCAAGUUGUCAUUGUUGCCUUACAAAAAUCCCUGGUUAGUUUCAAACUUGUACUUAAUGUCGGCAAGACUAAAUAUACGUUCUCUAAUUCUUGCAAAAAAUAUUCAGAUGGACUACAUAUUUAUUAAUUGAUUGAUUCUCCCAAAGAUCAGGUUCCCGCCUAUAAAUAUCUGGGCUUUUGGAUUGACAAGGAUAAAAACAUUUUUUUAACAUACUGGUGAGCUACAGUAUGUAGUACAGUAGUUAAACGGCAAAGAUUUAAAGUGGGCUUCUUUUUUAGAAAUAGAUCUUGCCUCUCCCUAAACAGCAGGAAGCAGAUUGUACAGUCAACUUUCCUGCUAGUUCUUGACUAUGAUGACACCAUUUACCAGAAUGCAGCAGCCACUACUCUUAAACCUUUGGAUGCCGUCUACCAUAGCGCCCUUCGCUUUAUCACAGGUGACAGUUUUAAUACUCAUCACUGCAUCCUGUAUCAAAAGGUUGGCUGGUCCUCAUUAAAGUCCCGUAGAUCACUUCACUAUUCUCUUUUUGUUUACAAAGCUCUACUACACAAGCUUCCGACUUACCGAACUUCGUUGUUGAAGUAUAAAAACAUGAGAUACCAAACCUUUCACAGGGUUAACUCUUGAUGUUCCUCAGGUCUCCACCGAAUUAGGUAAAUCCGCUUUUAGUUUUAAUGGACCUCACUGCUGGAACAAUUUGCAGAACUCAUUACAAUUGGAUGUUCUGGUGCUGCUCGGGCAGUAUAGGGUGUUGAUUGAGGACCUAGUAGCUAAGGAAUGUAACUGUUUUUCUUAAAUUUGAUGUUUUGGUUGCUGUUUUGUUUUAUAUUCUGUUGGUGGUUGUAUUGCUGAGAUCAGAGCACCCUUGGGAAUGAGACCCUGGUCUCAAUGGGUUUUUUCCCUGAAUAAAUCAACGACGACGAUGAUAAUGAUUCGUUUUUGCAGAAAUGCCUUCUUGAACAUGGGAUCUUUUAUGUUCCUUAAUUACUAACUUGUAUGGGAUCUGUAAAUCAGCCUAGGGAGAAAGACAGGAUCCUCGCUAGUCAUGAUUGGUUGAGAUAAUGGAGUGGUUGGACAUGCCAAGAGAUUAGUCCUGAUUGGUCUGCAUGUCACAGACUUCUGUCUAUAACAGAAUGGGCUCUUCCCUGGUCAGUAUAUAGAUCAUCUUUGCUACCACAGAUGUAUGGAAUGAUAUAGCUAUGGACAACUGCAAAAGUGUUGCUACAGCUCUCAAAAACAUUGCUGCCAUGAAUUUUGCUGGUUUUAAUUAGAGAGACUACUUUCUGGAGGACAAUUCCAUGCUGACUCACAUGCGUUUACAUGUGUGGGUGGGGUGUGUAAACGAAGAGUUCUCUAUCAUAACUCUUUCAAAGGGCAUUUUCUCCUACUUGUCUUUUUAAGUGGGAUAACAAGUGAAUCAACUUUUAAAGCAGCAUAACUUUCCUAUGUUUCCUCCAACUACGGUGUACGAGAACAUUUUGAAGCACUGAGUCUUUACUUUUAUUUUAUUUCUCUAUUUAACCAGGAAGGGCUCAUUUUGAGAUUUGAAAUCUCUUUUUCAAGAGCGUCCUGGCCAAGAUAGGCAGCACCAAGUCAUUACACAAUUACAGACAGACAACAUGAAAAACUACAAGUAAUCUAGUAAAAAAAUAGAAAUCACAGGAGUAUAACGAAAUCAUAAAACAGCAAAUUAAAAACAUUGAUACGUCAAGGAAUCAGCAACAAUCCUUCAUCAAUUAUUUAAAAACACCAAUCGGGUCAAGUUCUUCCAGUUUCAAACUAUUUUGAAAGGCGUUCCAAGCCGAUGGCGCAGAGUACAUAAAAGCCCUUUUACCAAAUUCAGUUCAGACAUUUGGAACAGUUAGCAGGAUAAAGUCCUGUGAACGAAGGGAGCACCCACCACAUUUCUGAAGAGUAAAAAUGCCCAAAUAAAAUGGUAGUAAACCCAAAAUGGCUUUGUAAAUAAAAGUAUACCUUUUCACCAUACUCUGCACACUCUGCUUGGCAAAAAUUACACCUAAUCCUGUGUAUAGUAGAAGUGGCCCAUUCUGUAGGAAACCACAGAUAUAAGAUCAACGUAUUCAACGUGACGGCACCAGACAGUUGGCCUACCUCACCAGUCACAAAUACCGUGAGUUCAUUUUGCAUGACGUGCAGUAGCGGACAGCCGGAGUCACAAUUAUACACUGCUCAAAAAAAUAAAGGGAACACUAAAAUAACACAUCCUAGAUCUGAAUGAAUGAAAUAAUCUUAUUAAAUACUUUUAACUUUACAUAGUUGAAUGUGCUGACAACAAAAUCACACAGAAAUUAUCAAUGGAAAUCAAAUGUAUCAAUCCAUGGAGGUCUGGAUUUGGAGUCACCCUCAAAAUUAAAGUGGAAAACCACACUACAGGCUGAUCCAACUUUGUUGUAAUGUCCUUAAAACAAGUCAAAAUGAGGCUCAGUAGUGUGUGUGUGGCCUCCACGUGCCUGUAUGACCUCCCUACAACGCCUGGGCAUGCUCCUGAUGAGGUGGCGGAUGGUCUCCUGAGGGAUCUCCUCCCAGACCUGGACUAAAGCAAUGGGGAUGGGGAACGGGCGGGCCAGUCCAUAGCAUCAAUGCCUUCCUCUUGCAGGAACUGCUGACACACUCCAGCCACAUGAGGUCUAGCAUUGUCUUGCAUUAGGAGGAACCCAGGGCCAACUGCACCAGCAUAUGGUCUCACAAGGGGUCUGAGGAUCUCAUCUCUGUACCUAAUGGCAGUCAGGCUACCUCUGGCGAGCACAUGGAGGGCUGUGCGGCCCCCCAAAGAAAUGCCACCCCACACCAUGACUGACCCACCGCCAAACCGGUCAUGUUGGAGGAUGUUGCAGGCAGCAGAACGUUCUCCACGGCGUCUCCAGACUCUGUCACAUGUGCUCAGUGUGAACCUGCUUUCAUCUGUGAGGACCACAGGGCGCCAGUGGCGAAUUUGCCAAUCUUGGUGUUCUCUGGCAAAUGCCAAACGUCCUGCACGGUGUUGGGCUGUAAGCACAACCCCCACCUGUGGACGUUGGGCCCUCAUACCACCCUCAUGGAGUCUGUUUCUGACCGUUUGAGCAGACACAUGCACAUUUGUGGCCUGCUGGAGGUCAUUUUGCAGGGCUCUGGCAGUGCUCCUCCUGCUCCUCCUUGCACAAAGGCGGAGGUAGCAGUCCUGCUGCUGGGUUGUUGCCCUCCUACGGCCUCCUCCACGUCUCCUGAUGUACUGGCCUGUCUCCUGGUAGCGCCUCCAUGCUCUGGACACUACGCUGACAGACACAGCAAACCUUCUUGCCACAGCUCGCAUUGAUGUGCCAUCCUGGAUGAGCUGCACUACCUGAGCCACUUGUGUGGGUUGUAGACUCCGUCUCAUGCUACCACUAGAGUGAAAGCACCGCCAGCAUUCAAAAGUGACCAAAACAUCAGCCAGGAAGCAUAGGAACUGAGAAGUGGUCUGUGGUCACCACCUGCAGAACCACUUCUUUAUUGGGGGUGUCUUGCUAAUUGCCUAUAAUUUCCACCUGUUGUCUAUUCCAUUUGCACAACAGCAUGUGAAAUGUAUUGUCAAUCAGUGUUGCUUCCUAAGUGGACAGUUUGAUUUCACAGAAGUGUGAUUGACUUGGAGUUACAUUGUGUUGUUUAAGUGUUCCAUUUAUUUUUUUGAGCAGUGUAGUUGGACAGCCGGACACUGAUUAGUUGUUUGAUGGUCAAGUCGUGUGACCUCAUGGGGCGGGUAGGGGCAGAAUACAUCAGUGGGGUGGGAAGGGGCUGGUGUGUGUGAGGACGCUCGCAUAUUAUUUGAUGCUGAUCGACGGACGAUCGUUAACGGAGAGCUGAAGGAACGAUUAUCUAUUUUUCUCUAUCUUCUCUCUCGCUAUCCUUUCAUUUAUCUUUUUCCCCUCUAUCUUUUUUCUCUCUCCGUCCCUCCUCUUUUCCCCACUUCUCAUCAUGUUGAUGUGCUGUAGUGGUUGGCCCCCGGGUCCUUGGCGACGGAGGUUAGCGACAGCAGGUUUACCCUGCCUUCCUGCUAGUCGUCUGCAAGGCAAAAGAGACAAUCUGUCAUGAUGCCACAAGAAAAAUGCAACCCUUCCCCGUCACAUACUAUCAAUUGUCUCCACACACAAACACACACAGGGAUGAACACACGCUGCCUCGCACACACAGUCUUGUAUAACUAAUCUUGUGGUGACACACAAUUCAGUCCCAUUCAAAAUCCUAUUUUCCCUAACCCCAAAACCUAACCCUAGUACAUCAUAUAACAUUAUUACACCACUACAUAUCUACAAUACAAAAUGUAUAACACCACCAUACAACAAUAUUACAAUGUACGUGUGUGUGCUAGCGCUUGUAUGCGUGUGUCUGUACCCUUUGUGUAAGUCUCUUCACAGUCCCCGCUGUUCCAUUAGGUGUAUUUUUACUCAACUUGCUCAAUUUCCGCAUUAUUCAUUACAAGAUUUAGUUGAGGUUUAGGGUUUAGUGAAUGAUUGGUCCCAAAUACAAUGCUUUUUGUUUUUGAUUGCACUCUGCUUUUAACUUGCAAGCCCUAUCCAACAGGGCAGUAUUCAAUAUGAAAAGGUGUAUAACGUUAAACAAAAAAACACGAGAGAUGGAUAUAUUUUGUUCAAAAAAUGUAAGAUAAAUGCCAAAAGAAUGUGCGUGUUUGCCAGGGAUGGAGGCACGUAUUGUCUGUUAAUGCAGAUGACAUGCCUCUCUCCCAGCACUCCCAGACACAAGGUGUUCUGGGGGCAUUCACAGCUGAUUGCCUUGCUUCCCCAGCUGCACUGAGAGCUGCACAAAGCCAUGCAUCGGGUUUCUGGUACCUCGUCUGUCUGUCGUUGUCUUGGCUUGGAUCCUCACAUGUAUCAGGAUCAAUAAAAUAUGAUCUCAAUGGGGUAUUUACUUACAGAUAUAACUAACAAAACAUCUGGCCUAUUCAUUUCUAGCAAGGUUUGUCAAAUGUAGAUGGAGGAAAUUUGAGCAGUUUUUUGGGGGGGACAAAACACUAUGCAACUACUGUGAUCUGCAUUCAGAUCUGAAUUGAUAAAUUAAUGAAUUUUCACUUAUCAGUAUGAAAGGCUUGGUUUCAGUGGUUACCCACACCCCUUAGAUACACACACUACACCACCUACCCAAAGCAAUUUUCCAUGCUUUUCACUUUUAUUUAGCUGUUCUGUUGGUGUGCUGUUCCAUAAACCAAAACGAUGCACUUCCUUUCAGUGGGAAUGUGUGUGUCUAUCUGUGCGUGUUUUUGUGCAUGUGUACGUAUGCGCGUCUACAGUAUGUGUCUGUGCAUGUGCGUGCAUGCAUGCACAUUUGUGUGUUUAUCUCUGUGUAGGUGGGCAGGGGAGGGUUAGGAAUCCAAUUGAAAUAUUUUAUGGACCAUUGGACCUAUUAAUUGUCCCCCAGGUGUUAUCUUUGCUGACGCCUAAUCUUUAUGCACCAACCUGUUCUUCUCCUCCUUUUUCUCAUCCCUUCUUCCCCUCCUCCUUCAGGAAAGUGCUGUUUCACUUUGUCGUCUGUGUCUCGGCGCUGCAUUGCUGUUCACUGGAUCCUCAUAGCCCUAUGUAAAUCCAUGCACUAAUGUCUUGUAUCAUAUUGUCACCGAGUGAGUUUGUUACCAUCCAUGUCGGUAUAACCCUAAUCUUGGCACCCAGAACGAUGCAUUACUCUCCAGCUACUAGAUGGUACUAGUCUGUCACAAGAGACAAGUGUAGCAGGAUUUCCAGACAGUGUUGACAUGGUUCAGAUUUGUGACGGAGACGGUCUGUAUCUCUGUCUAACAGGAAUAUGUUUGGCCUUCGCCCUGUGGACUACGCCGUGAGCCCAGAGAUGCAGGCAAUCCUUCGGGCGGCCUCUGAAGGACCCCACCCAGUCAACUCACCUCUCAAUCUUCCGCCCAGCCUCAAUAAGGUAUGGCCAUCAGCCCAUCACUGUUCUCACACACAAUCAAUGUUACAUCAACCAUUACCUUCUAGCACUGCAUGCACUUUUCCCAAACUAUGGAAAGAGCAGGAAGUUGUGGUUUUAUUUUAUACCUUUUUUAUUUAUCUAUUUAUUAUAUACUAUAAGUUGCAAGAGUGCAACAAUCUAAAAUCCGUUGUUUAAAACCCAUGGUGUGUGUCUGUGUUGUGUUACAGGCCAGUGAAGGUGUGAGACGGGAGGAACAGGUAGUUGUACUGGGCAGUAAACUGUCCCAGUCCCAACAGACCCGGCUGGCCAAACUGGGACAACUACUGGGAGGAAAGAGGGCAGACGCCUUCUCCUGCUCAGGUAACUUACCUUUCCACUAUACCUGUACCCAUCUACCCAUCCACUGCCACAACACAUUUGAUACUAGCCUGGUCCCAGAUAUUUUAGUUCUGUCAUGCCAAAUCCUAUGGCAAACAUUUGUUUGGCAUGUCAACGACCAAAUAGGAGUUGGCAAUUCAACACAAAAAGAUCUGGGUCCAGGCACAUUUUUGGACUUUCUUCUGGGUUACUCCCAACCACUCUAGUCUUGAUUAAGACACAGAAGACUCACAUUUGUAGUAGUAUGAAAGGGGUGCAACAUCACUUAUUACAUACAGGUAGCUACCUUUUUGGAGCUUUGCAAGUCUUAGUGGUACAGAGUAACAGGGAAGGCAGUUGGAACAGAGGACAGGGCUGAAUGCCUGAAGUAAGUAAUUUCUCAUAAGCUGUUUGUGACUUAUGUUGUGAUGAACUUUAGUUUGUCUCUCUCUGUCUCAUUCUGUUUUCACGGCUUUGGGUAGUAAAGACUUCAGUGUCUGAGUGUCUCCUAUUAUUUAAAGUGAAGGCAGAGCAAAGCUCCACAGCAUGUAAACCACAGAGUUUAGCCCCGAGAAACAAUUAAGGUCAUUUUGCAGACUGUUAGCCACAGUCUUGUUGACUGAAGAGACUGCAUUUUUUAUUAUAAGAAUGUCUCAUUGUCUAAGCCUGGUGUGAAUGAGGCUGAGUCUACCCACGCCUGUGUUGCAAUGACUCACAACAAGGACAUUGCCAAGCUUUUUAUUAAAAUAAUGUUUUGGAGAAGGCUAUUCUAUGAAAAUUGUAUUCAACUGUCUAUUUCUAUUCAGUAGGCCUACAUUUAUAUUACAUUUUAUUAUCAGAAUGUAACUGUUAUAAACAUACGAAACCAAUUGAAUGCACUGGCAUGUACUUGAUGUGUACUAACCUAAUCCAUGCAAUGGCAGACAUUAGUUGUGUGCUGUAUCCAUCACUACCCAUGCACUAAUACACAUUGUGAAUGGUAGCUCUUUGGAUGACAUCCAGUUCUUCUUCUCCCAUUCCUCUAGUCACCCAUGUGGUGGUGUCAGACGGGCCGAUGCCCGCCACUCUGUCCACUCUCCUGGGUCUCCUGAACGGCUGCUGGGUCCUCAACUUUAGCUGUAAGUAACUUUCACCUCUACCUCCUAGGCCUACAGUAGCCUGGUCUACAACUCUGCAUCUUACCAUACCUUCGGCCUAUAUGAACUUAAGUCUAAUUAUCUUAAGUAUCUUAUUAUUCGUAUACAGGCUGCAUCCCAAAUGGCACCCUUUUCCCCCUUACAUUAACUGUGGCCUUUGACCUUGGUUCUGCACUGCUUCUUUCAAAUGUGUGUCUAUGUAUGGUUAAUGUAUUCUAAUGAGAAAUAUGAUUAUACUAUAAAACUGUCCAUAUACUGUGUUACAAAAUGUACAUGGAUACAUUGAGCAUGCAUAGAAUAUCAUUUCAAACCCUUACAUUUUUACAUGAUCGACGAGAUCAGGCAUUCAGAGUUAUACUCUACCCUCAAGUUUGCUUUAAAGCAGUAUGGAUUCGUACUCCAUAACGAUCUAGAUGGAGAAAUAUGCCUACCUUUAUUCAUCUUCCCUUGCAUUAUCUCUCAUGUGUUUCCUUGGUUUUGGAAGAAAUGUGUUUGCUUUUGUACUUUGUCUUUUAUCUUCUUUAUUCUAUGCUAUGCAGUGUCCUGAGAGGCAUGAAGGGUUUGUGCAACAUGAAAUUGUAGAUAUUAAAUGUACAUGUUGGGCAUACAGGCAAAUACAGGAAAUUGGGGGGUUUGUGAAUUGUCAGCGGACCUAGACGUCAAAAUGGGUAGAAAUCAAAGAAGGAAACACUCUUCUCUUGUGUUUGAUUCCUACAGAGGUGAAUUUAUAAGUGGAAACUUUUACUAUUUCCAUGCAUUUUUUUUUUGCAGUCUAUUCCUAGUGGCAACAGUAAAAUAUACUAGAUAUUCACAGGCAGUCUACCUCAAAAGGGAAAAAAGUGACUGACUGUCAUCAAGGUGUCUUGGGCCUUGUGUGUGUGUGUGUGUCUUUUUAGGAUUGAGCACAUUUUGUUAUUCCCAACACCUCACUCUCCUCCAUGGAGGAUGAACACUUGACACAGCCUGUCUACCCUCAACAACAAGUGUGCCACACUCCUUCCCUCUCUGUCUGUCCCUCUUUCCAUGUACCCCAGUCACCCCACUCUCCAUCCCUCUCCCUCUCUGUCCCUCUUUCCUUCUUCUCUCCUACAUCUCCAAGAAUCGAAUUAGCUGAUAUCCUAAUGUCUCCUCUGCUAACGGUGGUGGUGGCGGCAGGGCUAACUAGCUGGCCCUAUCGUCCAGAGCAGAGCGGAGUGGGAGCCGGGAUUAACCCCGGUAUCUCUUUCCCCCUGCCGAGGCCUCGCAGGGUCUCUCCAAAUGAAAGCAGCAAUUAAGGGGGAUGACUAAAUGUAAUUAUGCCUGAUGACUGCUAUGGACACUGUGUGUCAGACAGUGUUGUGUGAGUGUGUAGUGUGAGUGUGCAUGUGGUCACAUGUGAACUGUCCUCAUGAGAAAAGACAUUGUAGCCGCCACAGUUAAGCAGUGAUCAAGAUGGCACUGUUGUAUUGAUAGCACAUAUCAUCAUGCCAGGCACAAUGGCAUCAUGAGACAUUAAAAUGGAAACACUUGGUUACCUUGCAGAUUGUCAUUAAGCUUUAGCGUAUGUUAUUUGCAUGGAGUAACUAAUGUCCAUAAAUUACCCCAACCAACGGAAAAGUUUAAUGUAACCCUCACUCCCCUUGAAAUGCUUAUUUUACUAGAGUAAGGGUUGUCUGAAAUUGUAUUUUAUUUCCUAUAUAGCACAUUAUAUAGGGGAUAGUGCCAUUUUGGAUGCAGCCAAUGUCCAUAAAUUACCCCAAUCAAUGAAAGAGUUUAAAGCAACCCUCACAUUUUAGCCCUGACUGUGCUGUGCAUCUGUCAUCCAAACCUCUCUUGGCACAAAGAGGUCUCUCAGUGCUGUGCAACACAACAACCCAAAUAUUGUUUUUACAAUCGAUAAUGUAAUAAUGGAGCAUUUACCUAGUCUCAGACAGUACUAUUCAAGUUCUGUUGUCUGGUACCGUUGGAGAAAACCUUCCUCUUGUCUGUGGCACCACAAGGAGGGGGAAAACAUGUGUGACAUUAUAGUAAGAAAUGAAAGGGGGCGAUAGAUUAGAGAGAAGUGAAGAGUGGAAUAAGGUGGAUGUGUGUAUUGAACUCCUGCUACUGGGGGCCAUAUGUAGUCAGUGGUUGGAAGCGCUACUACUAGACCAGAUCCUGGUACUCAAUUUGUUUUCAAGCGCUAUGUGGGAAAUUCACUGCUUUGGUACACGGUUCAUUUCUUACACGUGGCGAGAAGGAGAUACUACGCCAAAGCGCGCCGUAUUUCAAUCUGUGUUGCAUCAUUCGUCCUAUAGGGCAAGUGUGUUGAGGGCAUUCAACUCUUUAUCACACUGUUCUUUAAUUUCUCAAAUGGUUUCUUCACAUACGUAGGACUUGUCCAUGGUUACAUACUGUAGCGAUGAUCUGUAAGAGUGUGUGGUAGGGAUGUGACAAAUGGAAAAUAUAAUUUUCCUAACUUUUUAAACAGCCAUUAAAAACAAAAAUGAGUUUUGUUAAAACGAUAAGAAAUUCAUAAAAUUCACAUAUGAAUUCCCAAUGCUGCUGCUAGCAACAGUUUGGGUCUCACAGUGCUUCCCUUUCAGAUGAUUCAGCAUUGCACCUGUACCACCAUUACUUUACCUCAAUUCCACCUCGCAAAGUUUGCAUUUCCUUCUCAAAGUAUUGCCCUACAGGACUUUGCUGCUUUUGCUUGCCUUUCUCUGCCAUUUUUCCAACUGUUAACGACGAUGACAUAGUGGUGGAGAGUCUCUACUCCAAAAUAAUUGAUUCCUCGACUCCUUGCAAGUCGACUCCCAUUUCUGAGUGUCAAGAUUCCGCUAGGAAACGACUCCUAAGAGUCAGUGUUUUUGGACCGGAGGAGACUGAUUAGUUGCCGUAUUUCCGAGAACACAAACUCACAUCUUUCAUAGCGAGCUAGCAAGGGACAGAGCGAGAGGGGAGGGGCACAGUAUAAGCAGGUCGGCCACCAGGCAGACAGUCAGAACGGUGCACUAGGCCUAUCUGUCGGCAAUCAUUGGUUUGCAAUGUCUAAACUUCAGUAAAGCAGGGGCUAUCAUCAAUGAAUAGGCUAGAUUAUUGAGAUGAGUGAGAUACAGCACUUCGCUCUCAAAGUCACACACCGUAUUGGCACGUGCACAGGUUCGCUUCACGCAGUUCACAGCGUGGUAGCCAGGGCACCAGAGUCUCACGCUUCAAUGCUCUUUUAGUUUUUUUGCGUAUAUUGACCCACUGCUGUUUUACUUUUUGUUCAUCUACUUCAUAUCACCAAGUCUACAUUCAAAUUACACAUUCAACUUUCCCCAAGCCUUUAUAGCCUAUUGUCUAAUUAGGCUAUAACACAGAAAAUAAUGUUUUGUGAUAACCUGGGCGGCAGGUAGCUUAGUGGUUAAGAGCGUAGUGCCAGUAACCGAAAGGUCGCUGGUUCUAAUCCCCGAGCCGACUAGGUGAAAAAUCUGUCUGUGCCCUUGAGCAAGGCACUUAACCCUAACUGCUCCUGUAAGUCGCUAUGGAUAAGAGCGUCUGAUAAAUGACUAAAAUGUAAAUGUAAUAACUGCACUGUGAUUAAAACAUUCUCGGUAAGGGAUUUUUCUUAACUUUUAAGGAUCCCCAUUUUGUUUUAACAUUUAAACAUUCACAACCUAGUGUGUGGUACUAACAUAGCCACGGCCAUGGGUUCAUUUGACCGCAGGGAUCUCAUCUAGCUAUUAAAUAGGUUUUCAAGUUCUCUCCACUCAUCUAAGCUACUGUUGUCUCUGUCCCUCUCUCUCUUUCUCUCUCCCUCCCUCCCUCUUUCUUUCCUCACACAGGGGUAGAGGCGUGCCUGCAGGCAGAUAGCUGGAUUGCCGAGAGUGACCAUGAAGCAGGAGAAGGACCACAACGCAGCCGCAUUAACAGACACAGCCUGGUAGGUAACACACAUAGAAAACAAAACAAAAUGGAGGCAAUGAACCGGCAAACUCAAACUCUGGAGAGUACCAGUUUAGAGCAGGAAACAAUUGAGUGCAUUGAUGCACUCAGUAGAGGGGCCUUCUGGCACCUGACUACACAGCCACUAAACUGAUAAGAGUUUUGGAGAAGAAAAAAAAGCUACAAUGAUGGAGUAUGGCUCUUGGGUUGGAAAGCAAUGCCAUUACAAUGCAACCCCAACAGAAUGGAAUAGAGUAGAUUGGAGUAGGGCUGGACGAUAUAUCGAAUUAAUUAGAAUUUAUGUUUUUGAGUGAUAUUCCAAAUGCCUGUAUCACAGAUUGAAGGUUUUUUGUAUUUUUCGUUUGUCUGCUUGUUCUCAUGUCUUUUUGGUCUUGUCUCGUUCGCUCCUUCUGUGCUGUGCACCUUCCCAUUUACACCAGAAAUCUGUAUAUAAUGACGAGAUGCUCAUGUCUCCACCCUGACAAUGUGAGUCUUUGUCCCAAAGGCGGGAAGGCAGGCGACAAGCUUAGGUUCAAAAUAAGUGCAUAGAAACACAUUGGGCUUAUUUUGGACAGAUUUUGGCAAGUGUGAAACCUCUCGCUUUGCCUCUUUCUCCCAAGCCCCUCCCCCUAACACUCACAACAACAAAGAUGAGAGAUCACUUCAUCCUCUCUGACAAACGGCUAUUUGCAUUUUGAGGUUUGGUCCAACAGAAUUGGUCAUAUGGACACCGAAACACAUGGAGACAUUAUUUUACUGGAACAUAGGUGAAGUUAACCUUUCGAACCCUGUUUAUGUUAAAAAUUUUCGAGCACAGCAGACACUACUAAAAUGGAUGUACCAAUGAACAUUCAUUUUGGAAAAUGAAUGCUCUGUUUGUUGUGCGCGCAUUGCGGUGCCACGUAUCGCUAGCAGCAUUUUAGUCAAAUAAAGAUUGUUAUACUAGCUGUUUAGUCUGUGAUUUAUAAAUGUGAAAUAAGCGUAAAACAAGUAUAUAAGGAAUUGGCAACUCGUUCUCAUUCUGAGAAAUAAGGUAGGCCACUUGAUUUCAACAUCUGAACAAAGUGGACAGGCUAACAUGCUGUUCAAACAGUUGUAGACGGACAGAAGGUUGUGUUCAUAAUGAUUCAACUGUUUUGCCUUGUUAGCUGAAUUCAGAGCUUGUGAAAUGAUAUCUAGAUCCAAGUUGGCUAAACUUGAAAUAUAAAUAUUUGCUGGCUACUCACUAGCACGUGGGCUUGUGCUUGAGAAAUUGUUUAUGAGACCAGUGUUAAUUUUCUAUAAUGCCUGCUACAUUAUUAGUGAAUGUGCAUUAUGCAUGGUUCUGGUUAAAUGUGUAACUAAAAGGGGAUUUUUAUAGACAGUCCUGAAAUCCAGAUCGGGUGAUUAUUGCAAAAAAAAGCAGGUACAACUAUUUUGAUUUAAAUUAUUAGUGGGUCUUAUUGUUGUGGAAGGCAUGUAUUCAGCCUAGGUAUAAUUUCACAAGAUCUGAAUUCAUUAGAUUAUUGCAGACUUUUUUUUAAUGCAGUGUAUUUGACCUUUUUAAUUGUACAACAAAGCUUAUUUAGAGAGAACAAAAUAAAUCGAGAUGUAUAUCGUGAAUCGCCCAUAAGUUUGAAAUAAUUGAUUAGAGUUUUAGGCCAUAUUACCCAGUGGUGGAGUAGAGGCUGCGGUUAUGGAAGAACUGAAAGGUUGUGGCUGUGAUGUAGCAGUGAUUCAGCUGCAUUUCAACUCAUUACAGAACAAGGAGAAAUUCUCUCUGUUGUCUGGACACUUUGUUCAGACACUAGGCUAUUCUUAGUGGGACUUGAUUCUAUCCCGAGGCACUAGAAUGGUUUCCAUUGUUUAGGAUCAAGGAAGAAGAUACAUUCUCUUUCUCCUCCCUCUGGAUGCACAGGGCUUUGAUGAAUUUGUAAGGGCUUGUCUACCAUAAUUUACAAAAUUCAUGAAACAAAUGAAACGGCCUCACUUUUCCUUGUUAGAGGACGACAAAUACUUUGUUUUAGUUUUCCUUGCAGUCCACAUAUGUGUUUUUGUCUUAAUAACCAGCUACAGUAAGUCAGUGAAAAGUUUUAUUUGACUUUAAAGCAUUCUCUUCCUAUUUUAUUCUACUGUAUUUAACUCUACUCUUUGACUUUAUUUUACUCUACUCUACAAUACUCCUCAUCUCUACCCCAGCUGCCCCCACUGUUGGACGGUUGUUUCUUCUACCUCAUGGGCUCCUUCAGGAAGCCCCCCAGGGACGAGCUCCUCCAGCUGGUGAGAGAGGCAGGGGGCCAGGUCCUGACCCGACAGCCCAAACCAGACAGUGAUGUGACCCAGACCCUGUCUGCUGCAGCCUACCACGCCUCUCCGGGCUCAGACCAGGCCCUGUGUACCCAGUACAUCAUCUAUGAUCCCCAGGGCUCUUACAGGCCCCCUAGGGUGAGGUUAGGAAAGGUGUGGUCAGCUCCAUCUACAUGGGUUGUAAACUGUAUAUCGGCCUUCCAGCUACUGCCAGUGCCUGAGCUUGAAUCAUAGACACAUCUGGUGUGUAUUCAGUGAGGUGAAACGUUAGCAACAAUUCCGAUAGAAAUGUAAUAAAUAGUGUUAUCAUGAUUGCCUAUUCUACAUGACAGACAAUC
Coregonus sp. 'balchen' is the source of this 18863-nucleotide messenger RNA. Lineage: Eukaryota; Metazoa; Chordata; Actinopteri; Salmoniformes; Salmonidae. The record is from the annotation of a GenBank genome assembly.